Clarias gariepinus (North African catfish) is the source of this 1647-nucleotide messenger RNA. RefSeq names its product RAB32a, member RAS oncogene family (gene rab32a). Gene Ontology annotation, biological process: vesicle-mediated transport. The record is from RefSeq and is a predicted model, not a curated record. The coding region runs from base 143 to 787 and encodes 214 amino acids. Lineage: Eukaryota; Metazoa; Chordata; Actinopteri; Siluriformes; Clariidae. Gene Ontology annotation, cellular component: Golgi apparatus; trans-Golgi network; vesicle. The transcript is spliced from 3 exons. Gene Ontology annotation, molecular function: GTP binding; GTPase activity.
UUUUGUGUGUGUGUGUGUGUAACGUUUAGUAACUCACUUCUACAUGCUUAACUUUGUGAGCUGGGAAAACAGGAAGCGAUUUUUUUUAGUAGUUAAUUCAUAGUUCUCUUUUUGUUGUAAGAUUACGAGUAAGGGUAGCAGGAUGGCUGGAGGCUCGGUGUCGGAGUGUAAGGAGUAUUUGUUUAAAGUUUUAGUUAUUGGAGAGUUAGGUGUGGGGAAAACCAGCAUCAUUAAACGGUACGUGCAUCAGCUUUUCUCCCAGCACUACAGAGCGACGAUAGGUGUUGACUUCGCCCUGAAAGUUCUCAACUGGGACAGCAAAACCCUAGUGCGGCUGCAGUUAUGGGACAUCGCAGGUCAGGAACGCUUUGGGAACAUGACCAGGGUGUACUAUAAGGAGGCAGUGGGAGCAUUCGUGGUGUACGAUGUGACCAGAAGCUCAACGUUCGAAGCGGUGUCAAAGUGGAAGCAUGAUUUGGACAGCAAGGUGAAACUAGCCAAUGGCAAUCCUAUCCCCGCUGUCCUGCUGGCAAACAAAUGUGAUCAGAAAAAGGACGGAUCUCACAACGCCUCGCAUUUGGACAGCUACUGCAAGGAGGCCGGCUUCCUCGGCUGGUUCGAGACAUCAGCCAAGGAUAACAUCAACGUCGACGAGGCAGCCCGGUUCCUGGUGGAGCACAUUCUACAGAACGACAAAGGCAUCCAGCACGAAGAAAGCAACGGCGACCGCAUCAAGCUCGACGAAGUGCCCAUGCCUCCCGCUGAGAGCAAGUCAGGGUGCUGCUAGCGUCGGGUGUCACCUCGAUCUGUCUGUUCACCUGACCCAAAGGAGGGGAGACUGAGACGCAGAGACCCUCCGUUAUAUCCCGCACCUCCUUCCAUUCAUGUACAUAAUCCAAUCUGAAGCCAGUGGCACAAGAGCACGUCUUGGAAUCUUGUUGAAAUCAUAGCCAUGAAGAUUCAGCCUAGUUUAAUGACCCUCCCCCCCGCUCUCUCUUUCUCUCUUUGGUUCAACAUUGUUCUUAUAAGAUGUUUAGAUCUGUAGCCUUCAUUAGUGUCAGGUGUUUUGGCACAUUUGUAAUAACACUGAGAAUAAAUGCAACCCUAUGGGUGUCAUAGGAGGCUGUACCAAGUACAUGUUUGUUAUAUACCAAUUUGAGUAUUGCAAAAGAGAGAGACGUCAAUUUUCCACAGGGGUCUUCUGAAUCUGCAAAAUCGAGUUCUGUUUAAAAGUGACAGUAUAUUGAUUUGUUUUUUAAAAAAAAGGGUACUGUUAUCAAUCUGAAUCUGUAGUUAUACACUAAACAAAAAAGACACAUUUAGUUCAGUUGUUGUACAGUUGAUUUCCCUCGUGUUUUCUUACUGUGCAUCGGAUGUGUCCCUGAAGAUCACUCACCAUACAGAAGAUCUUUAUUCACAAUGUCAAGAAAAUAUGCAGAGGAACAUAGUGUUUGUACGAGGUCCAGCACUCAAAAAAAAAAUAGAAAUGUGGAAUCUGUUGUGUGCAUAAGCUUGUGUUACUGAUGAUGGUACGGAGGUGUUUGAGUGCUUAUCCAUACCUCAAGUUCCUUAGUGGGGCGUAGAGGAGUGCGACACUUUAAAGAUAUUUUAAAUAUGCUGAAGCUAAAUAAAACUUUUAAAAUAUAA